AUGCACCCACACAAACGUCUUAAAGAAAUUCAACAACUUAUUGUUUCAACAUAUCCAGGUUAUUUAAUGGGAAAAAAUUCGUAUCGAUCACCAUCAAUCUUAGGUAGACUUUAUCAAAAUGCAUUAGAGUUCACUAAAAAAUGUUCAAGUUCGACUGCUAAAGUAUUGAAAAAUGGAGUAAAUUAUAAUGUACGUGGUCGAACCUGUAAAAAUGAGCAUGAUCUGCAUACUCAUAAACGUACCUGCGAUAAAAAAUCCAUACCCAAAUUCAAAAUCAUUGAUCGUUUGACGAAAAAUCCUGAUGGAGAAUAUAAUUGUCCUAAUGUACAAUGUGGAAAAACAUUUAAACCAAAAGGUAUCACUCCACAUGUUAAAUCAUGUAGAAAAGAAUGGUUGAAACAAAACGGUUUUUCAAUAGAUUAA
Molecule: messenger RNA, 423 nt
Organism: Adineta steineri
Lineage: Eukaryota; Metazoa; Rotifera; Eurotatoria; Adinetida; Adinetidae
Source: the annotation of a GenBank genome assembly